AUGGCUACAUUUUCGAAGUUUCGGCUCGACGUUCCUAGGCGACAUCUCACAGAAUCCACAAUGAACGACGCGCCUUCAACGCUUUUCUGGGACCUCACUCAGUCUGGAUCGUCGCCCACGUCUGCGCCUAGUGGCUCUCAGAAGCUCUAUGGGUGUUUUCUUUCAGAUUCUGAGUCAGGGCGAUAUCCUCUGUCUUGGAGUUCUUGGGAAGCGUUCAAGUUUCUGUCCUUUUUGACACAAGAACAGGUUGCAAACUCGAUUGAACUUCGACGCGUUUCUUCGACGACUGGGGCUGAGCGCUACCUGGAACGAACGGUUUACGUUUGCGCAUGGUAUGGGACUUGGGGCAAGAAGGACUACGAAAAGAAGCCAGUUAGCCGGACGGCCGGUUUGAUUACCGGACCCCAUUGUCAAAGGGGCGGCCGGACCCUGAACAAUCCACCAGUAACUAUGUGUGGGCCAUCAGCAACAAUGUCCCACACCACUGGAGCGGCUGGGUGUACCUUGAAUGUCAUAACCCUCUGCGGGGUUGCCCUCCGCCAGGGUGUUGGUGACAUGCCGGCGGCGAUCAUCCAGUUGAAUACUUAG
Laccaria bicolor S238N-H82 is the source of this 588-nucleotide messenger RNA. RefSeq lists its product as uncharacterized. The transcript is spliced from 2 exons. The coding region runs from base 1 to 588 and encodes 195 amino acids. NCBI's taxonomy places the organism in Eukaryota, Fungi, Basidiomycota, Agaricomycetes, Agaricales, Hydnangiaceae. The record is from RefSeq and is a predicted model, not a curated record.